AUGGCUUCUCAAGGAGAAGAUGUUUAUGCAACGCUUCUCUUGACCGAUACUUACCUUCCAGGUGCUCUUGUAUUGGCACAUUCAUUACGAGAUGCUGGAACUACCAAGAAAAUCGCAGUGCUUGUCACUACCGAUUCUGUAACCUCUGAGAGUAUGAUUGAACUUCAGAGAAACUUCGACUUUGUAAUUCCUGUCGACCGAGUUGUCAAUCAGACACCAGCCAACCUUGACCUCAUGGGUCGACCAGACCUUCACUCUACCUUUACCAAAAUUACACUAUGGAAACAAACACAAUUCCGAAGAAUAUGUUACAUGGAUGCAGAUAUGGUUGCCCUUCGUGCACCAGAUGAGUUAUUUGCUCUACCAGACCCAUUCUCUGCCGCACCAGAUAUCGGAUGGCCAGACAUCUUCAACACUGGUCUCAUGGUUCUGAAUCCCAAUAUGGCUGAUUACUAUGCUUUGGAAGCAAUGGCACAUCGAGGAAUUUCUUUUGAUGGAGCUGAUCAAGGUUUACUCAACAUGCAUUUCAAGGAUACUUUCAACCGUUUGAGCUUUACUUACAACGUCACCCCAUCUGCUCAUUACCAGUAUCUCCCAGCAUUUCAACAUUUCCAAUCAAGCAUUAGUGCCGCACACUUCAUCGGAACGGAUAAACCAUGGAAAGUUGGUAGACAAGCGAGUAUUGGAGCCACUCCUUACCAUCAGAUGAUCGGAAGAUGGUGGGCAGUUUAUGAUAAACAUUACAAGCAAACUGUAAGCUUGAAUCCUUCAGCCAUGAAGGAAGCUAAUAGUCUUCAGUCGAAAAACGGAGACACCAACGGAAAUACUGACGGAGGAGCACCCCUUAUUGUGCAAUACCUUGUUUUUGGGGAAUUCCAGGCCAAGACCCAGGAGGACCAUUCCCAAGGAGCCCAACGUGAGAUAUCCCAUUACAUUACUGCCAUUGAUGAUGAAAAUACUACCACAGCAGAAGAGCCAAUCCAUGAAACUACAAAACCCAUUAUGGAAUUAGGAGAAGAAGCUUAUGAUCCCUCAGUACAGGCAAAAUUGGACCAAUCUCGGAACCGGACAGUCUCAUAUUCUCCAUGGGAUGCUAGCAAAGCACCACCACCACAAGGAUCUAAACCAGAAGCCUCGGACUUCCCUGGUAUCCAUUAUGAGAUGUCCAACGAUGUUACUCCAUUCAAGGCGCCGAACCGUUACCCUGAUCCUCCUAGUAACAUGUACUAUGAAGUACCCAAAACUCCAAAAUACCAAAGACCACCACCAAUCUUCCCAUGGGAGGCUAACCCACCAAUCCCGUCAAGAGUAUUCCCUGAAGAUAAUUAUGAUGACCCAGCAGUACCAGAAACACCCAUUGCCGGUUCGGUAGUGGCAACCACCGAGGAUGAAAGAAGCAUGCCCGUUACUCCUACAACCCCAACCAUCUCAGUUUCUGGAGCUGAUCCAUGGCAAUCUUAUGCUAGAGCAAAUGCGUGGGAUGAGGUUCCCGAAAUCGAGCGAUACAUUGGAAACAUGACAAAGAAUCGCAAAGGCAACAUCCAAGUGCUACAAGGAGACGACUCAGGUAUAUCACAGAUCUCCAGUCCAGGACAACGUAGGCGUGGUAUGAGGCUCACAGACUUUCCAACAGAGCUUGAACGGCCUAGUUUACCCGUGACCCCAGCACCAUUUAGGACACAAUCUAGCUUCUGGGGCGAAGAGAGAGUUGGAGAAGGUGCAUUACCUCCUGCGGAAGGAGUUCCAGCACAACAAGAUUGGGUAAGCCUCUUUGAUGAAUUCAAUGGAACUUUUGAUUCCUUCAAAAGUCUCUUUGAUGACCCCAAGAGACUAGCCCUUGGCCCUAGCACCUUGUUUCACGAUCUUAAAAGGCUUUUGAAUCUUUUCAAUACACUAUUGGAUGAUCUUAAAGGAUUCUCACUAACACCCGGACAGGACCCAGCAGCGCAACUUGAUAUGCUUGCUAGGCGUCAAUCGGAUGUUCUAGCCAAUAAAAUGGACAUACCAACUCGCGAGAUUCCUUCGAGACCACUUCCUUAUGGAUCCGAACCCAUUAACCAGGGACCAGGUGGAGCUAUUGAGGAACCUUCUUACCAUGGACCAGGAGCGGCUUGGGAAAAGGGCGAGGUCUAUGCCACAAGAGAGACUCCUUUACUUCCAAAUGAUGAAGAGAAAGAUGUUUUGGAGACUUAG
Molecule: messenger RNA, 2193 nt
Organism: Sclerotinia borealis F-4128
Lineage: Eukaryota; Fungi; Ascomycota; Leotiomycetes; Helotiales; Sclerotiniaceae
Source: the annotation of a GenBank genome assembly